Ramularia collo-cygni is the source of this 2688-nucleotide messenger RNA. Its product is annotated as related to UTP4-U3 snoRNP protein. The coding region runs from base 1 to 2688 and encodes 895 amino acids. The transcript has a single exon. NCBI's taxonomy places the organism in Eukaryota, Fungi, Ascomycota, Dothideomycetes, Mycosphaerellales, Mycosphaerellaceae. Gene Ontology annotation, molecular function: RNA binding; protein binding. Gene Ontology annotation, cellular component: 90S preribosome; t-UTP complex; small-subunit processome. The record is from RefSeq and is a predicted model, not a curated record. Gene Ontology annotation, biological process: maturation of SSU-rRNA from tricistronic rRNA transcript (SSU-rRNA, 5.8S rRNA, LSU-rRNA).
AUGGACGUCCACCGCUCUCGCUUCGUGCCCUACCCGACAUACAGUAUCAGUGCCGUUGCAUUCUCGCGAAGCAGCGACGAUGUCAUCCCAGAUGGGCUUCCGCAGCCGGCAUUGAAACUCGCAAUUGGACGAGCCAACGGCGAUAUCGAGCUCUGGAAUCCGCAACACGGGAACUGGGUGCAGGAGGCAAUAUUUCCGGGUGACAACGCCAGUAUUGACGGGCUGCUCUGGACACGCGAGGCAGACGAGAAAGAUAUUGAGGGACGGCCUGUGUUGGGCCAACAUCGCCUUUUCAGCAUCGCCACAUCCCCCACUGUCACCGAGUGGGAUCUUGCUCUAGGCAUUCCAAAGAGAAAGUCGACUGGAAACUUCAGCCAGGUCUGGUGCUUUGCAGCCCAACCUCCGCGCCACAGCAGCGGUACGGCCGAGGCGGACUCGCAAGAUCUCGUCGCUGGAUGCAUAGAUGGCGCCAUUGUUCUCCUCUCGACAGCCGACAAUGACCUUCAAUUCAAGCGCUUCCUCGCGCGCAUCAGUGGUAAGAAUGCCAAGUGCGUCAGCAUCACAUACCAGACGAGGGAUCGCGUUUUGGCAGGUUUUGCGGAUAGCACAAUCCGUGUGCUGGACGUUCGCAACGGUACAACCAUUCGCACAAUGAGUUUAGGCAGCUCGAUUCCUGGAUCACCGAAGAAUAAGCUUGUGUGGCAAGUGAAGUGCCUGUCCAAUGGAGAUAUUGUGUCUGGAGACUCGACAGGAGACGUGGUAUUCUGGGAUGGAAAGUCUUACUCGAUGAUUCAGCGUCUCAGCGUCGACGAGUCGGAUUGUCUAGACUUGGUGGUGAGUGCAGAUGGAAAGUCUGUCUUCAAGGGCAGUCUUGAUGGUAAAAUCACCAUCUUCCAACACACCACAAACACAAAUGGCCGCCAGACAUGGACGAAGACACAGCACAGGAAGAUUCACCAAGGCGAGGUCAAAACCAUGUCUGCGUACGACAGCAAGGGCAUGAGUGUGAUAGUGACAGGAGGUAGCGAUCUGGCAUCUGUCGUUACGCCUCUGCGCGAGUUUGGCAAAGAGAAUGGCAGGUCUCUGGUCAGCCUCCCGCAGCGGUCACCAGUGGCUAGUGCUCGGCAUGCGAGGCUUCUCAUCAGCUGGUGGCAACAGAGCGUUAGCAUCUGGCGUAUCGCUCGGGGCACCUCGAAUGAUACUUCUGCUGAGCCACAGCCGCCCCGGAAAUUGGUGGCCAAGAUUGAGCUCACCGCGAAAGACUACAUUCGGAGUGCCGCCAUAUCUGACGAUGGCAGAGUUGUUGCAGUGUGCACAAGCACUCAUGUGAAGGUCUUUCAAUUGAAGAAACGGACAGACGCGGAUGGACUGGCCGUGCGCAGGGUGGAAGUGCCCAGGUCACUGGCUGAAGCAGGCGCACGACUACUGGAGUUCUCACCGGAUGGUAAAUGGCUCGCAGCGGUUCUCCCUGACAAUGAAGUCCAUGUGGUACGGCUCAUCGCAGAUGCAUCAAAGCCGAAGCAGCUCCGCAUUUUGAACAAGGUGGUAGAGCUUGAUCGAGAUGUUCGGCAGUCUACUAUACCGACGGCUUUCCAGCAGUAUGAGCGAACCGUAUCCCGCCYGGCAUUUUCUCCUGACAGCUCUGUACUCGUUGCUGCCGAUUUGUCCGGGUACUUGGACUCAUGGGUGCUGGAAGGACACGAAGAUCCCACGGCGCCUGCAAUCGAUGUUGUAAAAGAUGAGCCCAAGGACAAGGAAAACGACGAUACCUCUGAUUCUGACAGCUCAGAUGACGACGACGAAGAGUACAUCUUGUUUGGUCAACACUGGACGGACAACCCCGCAGGCCAUCUUCUACCGAGACUCGACUCUGCACCUCUGGUACUGUCAUUCCGGCCUACCCCUAAGAAUGUGCACGGAGACGAUCUUGUGAACGGUAACCCUGGCGUACAUGCCACCCGUCACAAUCCACACGCGCAUUCUCACGAGAUCCCCAAGGGUCCUCAUCGGUUGUGGGUCAUGACAUCUCGACAUCAAAUGUACGAGUUUGACGUCCUUGCUGGCAGACUGAGCGAUUGGAGCCGACGGAACCCAACCUCAGUGCUGCCCGACGAAUUCUGUAAACUGACCGAUCGGGUGAUUGGUGCGGUGUGGGACGUGAAGCACAACGCAGCGAGACUAUGGCUUUAUGGAAGUAGCUGGCUGUUCAUGUUGAACGUUGAUACGGAUCUUCAAGGCAAGCCGUCGAAGAAGCAGCGACGCCAAAGCGAGUCGAUGCCACCUCAGGCCUCAAAGAAAUUGAAAUCCAACAGCGGUGCCGGCAACAAGAUGCCUGUGCACCACCGCACGGGCCUGCCGGAGACUGUUCGGCGGUACGAGGAUGGUGCAUGGAAGAAUGUACCCCUCGACAGGAUAACCAGGCCCGAAGACGAAAUGGACUUGGACGAUAACGACGACGAUGGCGACGCACGCCGGUUGACGCGCGUUGCAAGCACAGAGGAGCAGCAGCUGACCAAGAACGAGUCACGAGCAACGCCAGAGCGGCCUUGGUGGUUCACAUUGCAAUAUCGAUCGAUACUUGGCGUGGUGCCCCUGGCAAAUGACAGGUCAGCCGAGGAUCAUGAGAGACCUCUGGAAGUUGUGCUGGUGGAGCGACCAUUGUGGGACGCACGAGAAGGGAAGAGAUAG